AUGCGAGCUGCAAAUUUUGGCAAGUUAAUCGUGCAAGAAUGUGUACGAUGUCCGAAGCGUACGUUCAUCCAUCGUUGGAGUAAAUUCUUACGGUGGCAAGAAUUGGAAGCGGAAGAGAUUGAGGAAAAAAAACUCGAAAAAUCCAUCAGAAGUUUUAUCAAGUUGCGCGAUGGUGCCUAUAUUUCACCGGAACGAAAUGGCUAA
Messenger RNA from Gongylonema pulchrum, 204 nucleotides. NCBI's taxonomy places the organism in Eukaryota, Metazoa, Nematoda, Chromadorea, Rhabditida, Gongylonematidae. The record is from the annotation of a GenBank genome assembly.